AUAAAAUUAUAUCAACGAAAAAUAUGCGGAUGUGGACUAGCUUAAAUAGUUGGUAAAGUAUUAAAAGAAUAGCAUUCAAUACUAGAUCGAAUCUCAUCUACAUCAAUUUGUCGCAUUUUUCUUUAUGGCUCUCUCUAAACCCACAUAAAAAAACACACACACACACAAACUAAAGGGAGAUCACCUAUAAAAUACAGAAUAAAACUACUAAAACAUGCCAACACGGUGGUAUAGUUUAAGGAGCAAGAAAAUGGAUGAAACAUGGUUCUAUGUUUUGUCUCUCUUUGCCAUUAUACAACUAAUUCUGAUAUUCUCCUUCCAACAACAAACUAAAAAAAGGCACAAAAUUCUGCCACCAAGUCCUCCAUCUCGUCCCAUAAUAGGUCAUCUUCAUCUACUCAAAAGCCCGAUCAUUCAUCGCACCUUACAACGUCUUUCCUUGCAGUAUGGUUCUAUUUUCUCUCUAAAACUCGGGUUUCUUCCCUUCGUUGUCAUAUCUUCACCCAUUGCUGUCGAAGAAUGUUUCACGAAAAACGACAUUGUCUUAGCCAAUAGGCCUCAAGUUCUCGCCGGAAAACACCUACAUUACAACUGGACCACCCUUGGAGCCGCCUCGUACGGUCCAUUGUGGCAGAACCUACGUAGGUUAACCACCCUGGAGCUGUUCUCGAGUAACCGGUUGAAGUCAUUCGCGGGUAUAAGAGCACAAGAAGUUAGAUCCUUGGUCAAAGCGUUGUUUGGAGGAACCUUACUAAGAAACGGAGGAAGUAGCCAAUCAGAAAAAUAUGGUAAAGUUGAAAUGGAGUCGAAAUUUUCAGGGUUGUCCUUUAACAUUUUAACUAGGAUAUUAACUGGGGAAAAAUACAUAUCCUUUAGUGAUGAAAAUGAUGAUGAUGAUGCUCGCCAAGAAGCUGACAAGUUUCUUGGGUUAAUGAGGGAAGUUUUCAAGCUUACCGGAGUGUCGAAUAUGGUUGAUUGUUUGCCGGUAUUUAGGUGGAUUAAUUUUCGAAACGUCGAAGGAAGGAUGGUGGCAGCAAGGAAAAAGAUGGAUGAUUUUCUAGAUGGUCUAAUAGAAGAGUGUAGGAAGAAGAGGACCCAAAAUGGAGAGAAGAAGACAACAGCCAUGAUUUAUAAGUUGCUGGAUUUGCAAGAGUUUGAGCCUGCUAAUUACUCUGAUCAAUUAAUCAAGGGGAUCAUUAUGGUAAUAUUGAUAGCAGGAACAGAUACAUCAGCUGUUACAAUGGAAUGGGCUUUAUCGUUAUUGUUAAACCACCCUAAUGUACUCCAAAAGGCAAGAGAAGAAAUAGACAAUUAUAAAGGCAUUAAUAAUGAUGAACUUGUAGAAGAAGUUGAUCUCCCUAACCUUCCUUACCUCCAAUGCAUCAUCAACGAGACACUUCGACUCUUCCCAGCAGCUCCAUUACUAAUCGCACACCAAGCAUCCGAAGAUAUAACCAUUUCAGGGUACAACAUCGACAAAGGUAAAUCUAUAUUGAUCAACGCGUGGGCAAUUCAUAGAGAUCCAAGUAUAUGGGAGGACCCAUUGAGCUUUAGGCCCGAGAGGUUUGAAGGGUUAAAGAGCGAAGAUUAUAGAUUCACUUUUAUCCCAUUCGGGCUAGGGAGGAGGUCUUGCCCCGGGGCGACUCUUGCUAAUAGACUGAUAGGACUAACUUUGGCAACUUUGAUUCAAUGUUUUGAUUGGGAAAGGGUUGAUGAAAACAAUGUAGAUUUAACUGAAGGUCCUGGACUAACAAUGCCCAAGGCUAAACCACUUGUAGCUAUGUGUAGAGCACGUAAGAGCAUUAUAAAUGUCUUAUCCAAUAUGUAACGUUGGAAUGUUGGAUCGCUCAAGACCAACGUUACACCAGUUUUGAGCGAUCCAUCAAGGCCCUGAAAUAACAAUAUGUAAUUUAUGUACCAGGGUAUACAAUGUUUAAUGUGCACCUAAUUUCAUAAGGUAGUUUUCGUAAACAGUUGUCUAAGAAUACUAAAUACUCCAGUA
Messenger RNA from Spinacia oleracea (spinach), 2002 nucleotides. RefSeq names its product cytochrome P450 81Q32. The record is from RefSeq and is a predicted model, not a curated record. The transcript has 3 exons. The coding region runs from base 215 to 1828 and encodes 537 amino acids. Gene Ontology annotation, molecular function: monooxygenase activity; heme binding; iron ion binding. NCBI's taxonomy places the organism in Eukaryota, Viridiplantae, Streptophyta, Magnoliopsida, Caryophyllales, Amaranthaceae.